Drosophila nasuta is the source of this 1386-nucleotide messenger RNA. Its product is annotated as putative gustatory receptor 93b. Gene Ontology annotation, biological process: sensory perception of taste. Gene Ontology annotation, cellular component: membrane. Bases 91 to 1266 code for a protein of 391 amino acids. The transcript is spliced from 2 exons. Lineage: Eukaryota; Metazoa; Arthropoda; Insecta; Diptera; Drosophilidae. The record is from RefSeq and is a predicted model, not a curated record.
AGUGCCCAAGAUAUGUAUCUCAAAAGGAGCAAUCAACUAAUAGUUUUAGUCUUAUAAAUAUGGGGAUAGCACAUAAUCGACUGCUUAGUCAUGUUCGGAAGUCGCUUCAGGCUAAGUGCCUCUUCGGCAACGGCAAGGAUCUUGCGCUACGCUUGCAACUAUGCCACAGCACUGGGAGUCAUCACUUUUCGUGUGGAGUGUAAUCGAGGCGAUGGACGUCUGGUGGCCCAGCAGCGCAGAUGGUUCAAGUGGCUGUCGAUGCUAUUUCGGAUACUAAUCAGCUACUUGUAUUGCCACUUUUAUGGCUCUUUCAUCAUCGUCUUGCAAAACAUCCACUUCCAAUUGAUUGUCGGCGUUCGCAUGUUGUGCAGCCUCAUUUGUGCCCUCGUCAUUCUCGUGAUGCAAUUUUGGUAUGAGGAACAAUUGAUUGCAUUGGUCAACACUUUUCUGCAGCUCUUUCGCAGAGUGAAGUCGCUGCCCGGAUGUCAGGAUAUGUGUUUUGGUGGCCAUCGCGAGCUAAUAUUGCUGCUCUUUGGUGUCCUCUGCCAAAUCUAUCAGUGUUUCUAUCUGCUGCCCACCUUAAUCGACGAAUUCAACUUACAAUUCACCUUCACUGUCUUGCUGGAAACUUAUUCGAGUUUGAGUACUGCAAUCAUCUGUUACAUUUGUUUUGUGGGCUAUCUGAGUGUGGGUGCUCUUUAUCACCACAUGAAUCGUUAUAUACGCCAUGAACUGCGCGAUCAGCUGGAGAAGCUGAAGCCAUCGAAGGACACUCGAGCACAACGCAAGGCAGCCAGCUAUCGUCUGGAUGAAUGUCUGGCCAUCUACGAGGAUAUUCAGAGAGUCUCUCGCGAAUUUCAGCGUUUGUUUGAUGUGCCACUUUGUCUCGCAAUCAUCUUUGGCUUUCUAACCAUGGCGCUCGUCUCGUUUUUCGUGGUGCUAAAUCAAUUCAAUGGCUUUGCCAUCUGGAUACUGGAGAUGAAGAUAUUUUUGGAGAUGCUGCUGUUGACAUUGUCGAUUCAAGGAACGAUCCACAAUUCGCGUGUCGUUCGGAGACUCAGUCUAGAGAAUUACUAUCUAACAGAGCGAAGCGAUUGGCACAAAAAAUUUGAGAUGUUUUUGAGUCGGUUGAACUACAACGAAUUUCGAGUGCGUCCUUUGGGUCUAUUCGAUGUAUCGAACGAGCUCAUAUUGGUCUUUCUAUCAGCCCUGGUCACCUAUCUCACCUAUAUUAUACAGUAUGGAAUGCAGUCGAACCAAUUGUGAUUCCUCGUCACGCUGUAAGGGCCAGAGGGUUGUUAAGUUUAGGGUAAGGUUCACAGACAGAGAGACACACACCUGUCCUGUCCUGCGGUUGCAUGUAAAAAUCCGUUGUCAGGACCAAUU